Molecule: messenger RNA, 457 nt
Organism: Lampris incognitus (smalleye Pacific opah)
Lineage: Eukaryota; Metazoa; Chordata; Actinopteri; Lampriformes; Lampridae
Product: cytochrome c oxidase subunit NDUFA4
Exons: 4
Coding region: 81-329 (82 amino acids)
Source: RefSeq, a predicted model, not a curated record
UUUGUUUUUGUGUGGGCAAAGGGGGCAUUUUGUAUUGAUAUUAUUGUUCUUCUGCAGUACUGAUAACAUAAAUAUCAAAGAUGAUUAGGACCAUGUUUCAACAUGCCAGGAAACAUCCAGGGUUAGUCCCCCAGUUUUUCUUCAUGACACUAGGCAUCUCAGGAGCCUCCUUCUACCUGAUUCGUCUGGCAAGAGGACCUCAUGUCAACUGGUGGGACAAAAAGAACAAGCCAGAGCCUUGGAACAAGCUCGACCCGACCUACCAGUACAAGUUUGUGGCCGUCAACACUGACUACAAGAGUUUGAAGAAGGAGGGCCCUGACUUCUAAAGGUCCUCCAGGCAACUCCAGGAGCACAAAGUUUGGCAGGACCUCCUCUCAUCAACGGGGUGUUGAGAAACUGCUUCGUCUACAUUUCCCACCUCUCCUCUGCUCAGGAACGCUUAAUGAACGCCGUA